AUGAGUGCACAGCAAGCCAGCGCGGUGCAUAAGGAUGAAAAUGGAGUGAAUGUUUACACGGAGCAAGAUAUGAAUGCAAUGUUGUCUCCUGCAGAACGCGAGAAGCUGAUUGAAACUAUGGCACGCGCGCGUAACGUGGUCCGGGCUGAGCACCGACGGCAGCGUCGCAUGUCGCCGAAGGACUCGUAUGCUCCAGCCAAAGUUCCUUGUCCGAAGAAGCCUGAGGGGAACAACUACGUGAAUUACGUGCGCAAUGCAUCGGACCACCGGAUGAAUGAACUCGAGCAAGGUUACAUGCAGCGCCACCGCGAUAAUACGCGGUCAUUGUGGGUUGACUGGCUGAAGAGUGUGGGGCUGGAUGGUGAUGGUGGACUUCCUGGCGGUGCGGAGCAGUUUGUGAGCGAGAACCAGCCAAAAGUCGGCAUUUCCGUGAGUGGCGGUGGUUACCGAGCCAUGCUGGUGGCUUUGGGCGUGUCGCAGGGCUUUGAUUCGCGAAACGAGACGUCCAAGAAUGAAGGGGUUGGCGGCUUUUUACAACUUGCCGACUAUUACGCAGGCUUGUCCGGAGGAUCAUGGGCAACGGGAGCGCAAGCCAUCAAUGGAUGGCCAACGGCGCAGUCUCUGGUUGAUGACAUCAUGGAAUUGUCGUCGAACCUGGUGAAUCCCAAUCAUGACUCACUUUCAUUCUACGAAGACUUGUUCAAAGAUGUCAGCGCUAAGAAGCAUGCCGACUUCCCAAUUUCAAUCAGCGACUAUUGGGGGCGCGCACUGUCGUACCAGCUGAUGAACGACACGCAGUACUCUGAUCAUGGCCAGCGCAUCACAUACUCUGACAUUGUGAACCAAACGGGCUUCAGGGAUGCGACUUAUCCAUUCCCUAUUGUGCUGAGUAUCGGUCGACAGCCUGAUCAGAUCAUGAUUAACCCGAAUGCAACCUACUUUGAGUUUACGCCGUAUGAGUUCGGCACAUGGCAACCAACACUGGAGGCAUUCUUCCCCGUGGGUUACCUUGGUACGGACGUGGUUGACGGAAAUCCCAAAGAUGGGUCUUCAUGUAUUGCGAACUAUGAAAACUUUGGCUACACGGUCGGCACGUCCAGUACGCUGUUUAAUGGUGCCUAUAACAAGCUUUUGGAGAGCAAUUCCACAGGGUUCCUGAAUGAUGUGCUGAAAACGAUUCUUGAGGAUGUGGAUAAGGGCUACAAUGACGUGGCGCCUGUUCCUAACCCAUUUAAGGGCUAUCGUCAGAGCUCAAACCACUUUGUUGACGCGAAGUACAUUGAUCUGGUUGACGGUGGUGAGGCGAAUCAGAACAUUCCUUUGGAGCCACUGUUGCAGCCUGCCCGUGGCUUGGACUUAAUUGUGGCCGUCGAUGCAAGCUCGGACCAGGUUAACUGGCCCAAUGGUACGGCUCUUAUUGAGGUCGAGAAGCGGUCUAACUUGUCGGACUUCUCAUACAUGGCGUUCCCACGCGUACCCGACGCCAGGACGUUUGUGAAUCGCGGAUUUAACACACGGCCAACAUUCUUUGGUUGUGACCCUAACGAUGCCACGAAUGCGAAGACGUCUGUCGGGAAUUCGACGGCCCCUGUCCUCAUUUACCUGCCGAACUACCCGUACUCGGGCUUCUCGAAUUCUAGUACGUUUGAGCUUGCGUACAAUGUCCAUCAUCAGCAUGACAUGCUCGACAAUGCUCGUAACGUUGCAACAAUGGGUGGCCAAAUGGAUAACUGGCCUCUAUGUCUAGCAUGUGCGAGCGCAUUGCGUCCGAUGCAGCGGAGCGGUGCCAAGAUUCCGGACAAGUGCCAGCAAUGCAUGGAUAUGUACUGCUGGGAUGGCAAGUACGAUACAAGUCCAACGCGCAACUACACGCCGCCUGUGGGUCCUCCGCCGUUUGUUACCUCCCACGGUCAGAAGUCGGUCGAGCCGCCUACGACAGGGUCCAAUGAUUCCACUGACACCGACUAUGGCAAAAUUAUCUCAUCGAAGGACAAAAGUGCCGCCGCGCCCAUGGGCGUGUCAUCCGCGGUAUUCACAAGUUUGUUCUUAGCUUCUCUUCUGGCUAUGUUCAUGAACUAG
Malassezia globosa CBS 7966 is the source of this 2079-nucleotide messenger RNA. RefSeq lists its product as uncharacterized. Gene Ontology annotation, cellular component: cytosol. Gene Ontology annotation, biological process: glycerophospholipid catabolic process. The record is from RefSeq and is a predicted model, not a curated record. The transcript has a single exon. Lineage: Eukaryota; Fungi; Basidiomycota; Malasseziomycetes; Malasseziales; Malasseziaceae. Gene Ontology annotation, molecular function: A2-type glycerophospholipase activity. Bases 1 to 2079 code for a protein of 692 amino acids.